Molecule: messenger RNA, 1242 nt
Organism: Cyphellophora attinorum
Lineage: Eukaryota; Fungi; Ascomycota; Eurotiomycetes; Chaetothyriales; Cyphellophoraceae
Exons: 2
Coding region: 1-1242 (413 amino acids)
Source: RefSeq, a predicted model, not a curated record
AUGAACUUCAUAUCUAGUCUCAAACAAUGUGUGCGCUAUACAGGACGUCUGCUAUUCUACAUCUUCCUGAUCUCGCUGCCAGUGGCCGGACCUCCAAUCGUCUGGGGCAUCGCGACCGGCAUCAAGUUCCACUUCUGGCAAGCCGACCAGAUCCUCAAGAAUACGAAUGCCUUGACGUUUGAGAUCGAUCAGCAUAGCCGGAUGAGCUACUGGAACGUCCCUGGCGCCCAAACAAUUCAUCAAUUCCAGGACAACCAAGCUCCCUCUACCUUGGACGAGUAUGCGAGUAUCGAUCGGAUGGGCAGCCUGGACGAUCUGGUCAGGUCCGGACCGGAUAAUUUGCCAACAGAGUAUUGGAUUUAUGUCACCUUCAUGCCCGAGUACGGUGGCAGUGAAUGGGACAAGGCCUUCAGCGAGAUCCUACAGCAAUCGUAUGCUCGACCGGCUCACCCAAAGACAGCGUUCUUCUACGUGAGCUGUCUGAAAACCCAGUUCCUCUGCGGUGUUUGGGGUGUGAAAGCUCCGUCCCUUGUCCACCUCACCGUCGAGAACUACACAGUCGCUGACUCGAUGGAGAUGGAGCCUGUCGACCAUUCACAGCACCUGUCAUAUGACUAUGGCUGCCCACCCGACAAGGUUCGUCCUGUCACUGCUCGGGUCAUUGAGCUACCUCUUGAAGACGACCACGCGAUCCACUUUCUACCUCGAAAUGUGCUCCCAACGCCGUUUCUUCAGCUUCGCACCUUGAUCUUCGAUGCGCCGCGGUCGGCCAUUGUGGACCAAUUCGACCCGUGGAAUCCCUUGAUGCAGGAUCUGGCCCGCUUCCAUGACCGGUUACUAGAUUUGUGCGAUAUACGUGGAUCUGGUUGGUACUAUUUUGACAAAGCGGAUCAGUGGUACGAGAAAUAUGUCCUCAAGCCCGUCCUCGGCGGAGAGAUCAAUGACGUGGUGGUCGGCGUGGUUCAACCUCUUACCUUCUCGAUAUCGCUCGCCAUUGCCUCAAUAGUUCGUAUGCCAUUCAACUGGGGCUGGUCUCUAUACUCGUUGUAUUUCGGGCUUGGGUGGGAUGGCGAACCGUUGGGGACGCAUACGUGGCCUGGUGAAGAAGACUUAAAUGAGGAUGGCUAUGCUGGCAUGUGGGGAGAUAUGAUAUCCGGCUUCUGGGACUUUGCGGCGGAGAAGAUGGCGGCGCAGGAGGUGGAAGCUGCUGCUUCGGCUGCGGUCACGAGCAGGGUUCCUUAA